AAUUCCCAAUCAAGUUUUGAAAAUGUCGGCUCCUGUCACAACUCAGCCAACCAAAUCGGUAAAAAAGGAGCAAAAUGAAGAUAUUACGGAGCCAAUGUAUGAAGUGAUAACAAUAGUGCCUGAAUCCCUUGAUAUUUCUACCAAGAGUAGCAAAAUUGAUGAUAAACUCUUUAGUUAUUUGGGCAGAAUUGACUCACUAAUACUUCAACAAGGCCAAGAACUAGUUGAAGAGGCAACCAAGGUUGCCAGCCUUGGAUGUUGCAAAGUGGAGACAGAAAAUCAGUAUUCAAUGAUACACCCUGAUACCAAGGAAACAAUUUUAUUAGCCAUUGAGAAUUCCAAUUGGUGUUUGAGAAAUCCUUGUCUUUGCUGUGUUUGGAGAUGUGGAUGCUGUCACUGUGAUUGUUCAACAAGACGACCUUUUGAGAUGAGUGUUAGAGGUGGAUCUGCCACAGGUCCAGAGCUACUCAAGUUUGAACGACCCUACAGGUCUAGUUGUAUACCUUGCUGCCUACAGUUACUCAAAGUGGAAAGUGACAGUCAUUAUCUGGGUUCAGUAAAACAGAUGUCAGCAUAUAUGGGACUGUGCAACUGCUGUGGACUAAUUGAGAUCCGAGAUACUAACGAUGAUGUUCUUUACAAGAUUGAGGUGCCCUGUAGACUCUGCUCUUGUUCAGGAGGAUUAAAUGUAGAUUUCUACAUAACUGAUGUUCAAGGAAAGGAUGUUGGACUGAUUAGUAAAGAGGGGGAUCUGUUGAAGGAUAUGUUUACCAACAAGGAUAAUUUUAUAAUCAAGUUUCCAACCACAGCGACAACCAUUGAGAAGUCACUCAUCAUUGGUGCCGGGAUUCUCAUUGAUUAUCUUUAUUACGAGGAUUGAUUUUUCGAUCAGAUUGCUUAUUCAUUAAUCUUUAAAAUAGUUGUUAAUACUUGUAAGAUAUUAAAAAUUAAAUAUAUAAAAUAUCUUCUUGAA
Messenger RNA from Eurytemora carolleeae, 973 nucleotides. Its product is annotated as phospholipid scramblase 2. The transcript has 5 exons. Bases 23 to 880 code for a protein of 285 amino acids. Gene Ontology annotation, cellular component: plasma membrane. NCBI's taxonomy places the organism in Eukaryota, Metazoa, Arthropoda, Copepoda, Calanoida, Temoridae. The record is from RefSeq and is a predicted model, not a curated record. Gene Ontology annotation, biological process: plasma membrane phospholipid scrambling. Gene Ontology annotation, molecular function: phospholipid scramblase activity.